GAAAGAAAGGACAUCAAAAUAAUGUGCUGCGGAGGAAUUUUGGUCAAGCUGUGAGACGACGGUGUACGAGGAGUGAAGGCGAUUCAGAGGGGCUGAGGGAAUUGUCCUCUGUGCGAGGGAUUUUCUUUAGGCCCCAGGCCCCUGCCUGCCCCUAUCGUCAGCAGACAAUUCGAACCCCCGUGUUAAAAUUCUGUUCAUCUGUACAAGACGACGUACUUGGUUGUGUGACUCAGGAAUUGCCUACCCCUGCUCCCCUACUCAAGUCCAGCCUUGACUGAGUGAGAGAGAUGGAAAGCUUGAUGACUAGCUCUACCCUGCCUCCCCUUUUUGCAGAUGAAGAUGGCUCCAAGGAGAGUAAUGAUCUGGCUACAACUGGGUUAACCCAUUCAGAGGUUCCAUAUAGUAGUGGAGCCACAUCAUCCACCAACAAUCCAGAAUUUGUGGAAGAUCUCUCUCAAGGUCAAUUGCUUCAGAAUGAGUCUUCAAAUACAGCAGAAGGCAAUGAACAGAGGCAUGAAGAUGAGCAAAGAAGUAAACGAGGAGGUUGGUCCAAAGGAAGAAAAAGGAAGAAACCUCUUCGAGACAGCAAUGCACCCAAAUCCCCCCUUACAGGAUAUGUUCGUUUCAUGAACGAGCGGCGAGAACAGCUUCGAGCAAAGAGACCAGAAGUCCCAUUUCCAGAAAUCACAAGGAUGUUAGGCAAUGAAUGGAGUAAACUGCCUCCUGAGGAAAAACAGCGUUACCUUGAUGAAGCAGACAGAGAUAAGGAGCGUUACAUGAAGGAACUGGAGCAGUAUCAGAAGACUGAGGCCUACAAGGUCUUCAGUAGGAAAACCCAGGACCGUCAGAAAGGCAAAUCUCAUAGGCAAGAUGCAGCUCGACAGGCCACUCAUGAUCAUGAGAAAGAAACAGAGGUAAAGGAACGAUCUGUUUUUGACAUCCCUAUAUUUACAGAGGAAUUCCUGAACCACAGCAAAGCUCGGGAGGCAGAGCUCCGCCAGCUUCGCAAAUCAAACAUGGAGUUUGAGGAGAGAAAUGCAGCCUUGCAAAAACAUGUGGAGAGCAUGCGCACAGCAGUGGAGAAGCUGGAGGUGGAUGUAAUCCAAGAGCGGAGUCGCAACACAGUCUUACAGCAGCACCUGGAGACCCUGCGGCAGGUGUUGACCAGCAGCUUUGCCAGCAUGCCCUUGCCUGGAAGUGGAGAGACACCUACAGUGGACACCAUUGACUCAUAUAUGAACAGACUGCACAGUAUUAUUUUAGCUAAUCCCCAGGACAAUGAAAACUUCAUAGCUACAGUUCGAGAAGUUGUGAACAGGCUUGAUCGUUAGGGAAUGGUCUUAGAGCUCCAAGAGGUUCUGUAAGUGUUUCUGCUUGUGAGGAAUGAGAAGCCAUCCAUGGGGGCAGAGGAGUACAGACAGAUCCCUUUGCUUGUGAAAGAAUUACCAGUGAGUGAGUUGCCUUCACCCCAGCAAGCCAUAUGAGGGAGCAGCAAAAAGAACGUGUGUAUGAACUUCCUAUGGAAUCAUCCUUGUGUGGAACUUUGAAAGUGUACAGCCACUCUCCCAAGUCUUCAGUUUCCUAUCAUUUCCAUUUCUGUUAAAGUGGAUCUGCAUAUAUUCUGCUGACUAGGUGACCCUGAGGCUGACAUCUGCUACAGCAGAAAGAAUGACUUCCCAUUGUUGCAAUUCCAAUUAGACCCUUUUAUUGGUAGAGCUCGUUUUCUUACCUAGCUGUCACUUUUUUAAAAUGCCUUCAGGGGUUUAUAUUUUGCUUCCCUUCACUCACACCAAGUUAUACAUCUCCAUUUUCUGACCUCUGGGCUUUAUAGCUCAGCAGGGUUCUGAAAGAGAGUUUCUCUCAUUGGAUGGGCCCAAUCUUCUCCCAUCAUUGCCCUGCUGUGUCUCCAAAGAAAGGAGCUUCUUGUUGACAGUGCCCUGUGGAGCAGGCUGUGUUUCAUACCCCACAGAGUGCUCAGUGGGUACCUGGCUUUGUGAUUGCUGCCCUGAAGGAGAAUACUCUCACCUUCUUCCUUGGUACUGCCUGCUGUUUUCUAAGCAUUGCUCCUGCACAGACAUGGAGUCCCAGCCCCAGCAAGGCUCUUCUGUUCCCAUCUGUUGGCAAUGUCUUGUGGAGCAUUUUUGCUAAAGAAAAGGUCAUUGGUAAACAGAGGAGAAAGGGAAAGAGUAGUUUUUCAUUUGGUAUUGAAAAAAAGUCCAAAGUUGAUCAGAAGUGAAAACUGAGGGAAUCCCUGUCUUCUUCAGGUGUAAUGAUUCUUGGACUUAGAUAGGUGAAAACAUAUUCAGAAUAGUCUCUUGAGCUGACAGAAAGGGCAUAGAGGAAUUCUCAUGUCCUUUGUCUUCCUCUGUAGCUAUUAACUGCUGAAUCUGUGUGGAAAAGACAAGCUUCCCUUCCUUCUCCCUCCUUAGCAAGUGAUUUUUUUUUUUUAAACAGCAAAAGCAAAGAAGGGUUUCUGGUUCCUUUAACAGCAAGGGGAAGCAAGAUUCUGAUUCUUCACCUCAGGGGUAUUUUUUGCUGUUUUUUGUUUGUUUGUUUUUGAUGCCCUAGAGCACAGGGCUGAAGGUUGCAGCUGAGAUCUUUGGAACCAAAGCAGAGCAUGCUGAGCUCAUUGUCCAGGCACCACGCCACUGAAGGCAGGUGAAUGGAAGUAUGGCCCCUCUCACAAUACGCUCAUCAGCCAGAGUGCAAGGCAGAAAUUCCCUGUCAUGUUGCUGCACCAUCCUAUCUUCUCAGAAUCUCCUUACUUGUUUUCUUUAGUAGUCCAAAGGAUAACAACAACAAAACAAUUUUUUUAAUAACUUAUGUGAACACAUCAAGUUCUCAUGCACUGAAUCGCACUUACCACCUCUUGGCAAUUUUUUAGAAUAAGACCCAUCAUUAUCUACUGCUAUAAACCUAGACCGGUCUCCUGCUUUUUUCCUGUAUUUUCCAGUUUUCUUGCUCUCAUCUGCUGUUUCUUCCACUUUUCUUAGACUCCAUGCUGCCUGCCAGGUCCAAACUAGAACUCACUGUCUGUGGCAGAAGGACAUCCAAGCUGGUUCUGGAAGUUUUUGUCUGCUUUCUGCCACGGGCUUUCUGUCCUUUCUUCCCUCCUUCUAAUAUUUCUCUCUGUUUCUCCUUUGUGUUCAGUUUUGUGCAGCUUUGUUAGCACUGAUUUUGUGACCAGGAAAGGCUGUAACUUGGUCCAAAGAUUAUCAUUCUUCUGACUCUGGUGUCAAAUGGGACACCUGACAGUGACUUGAAAUAUUUGCAUAUUCAGCAGUGCAUGAGAUCUCAAGAGAGCCUACAGUUUGCAAUCAUUUUCACAAAAUAAGCAGCUCUUAGUUUAAUAAAAUAAGCCUCUCUUAUUUUCUCAGCAUUUUAAAAAUGCUGGCUCUCCCAGUAGCUACACACCUCCUGACUCCCUGGUGACUGGAAUUCAGCUGCCACAAAACUGUCUGGUUCCAUAAAGCAGGUCUGUGCCACCUCCUCCCUCUCUGUGCUCUAAGAGGAGGUGGUAAAUGAGGUUACAGGCUAGCACAAUAUCUAAUUCAUGUUUCCCAGUAAAUUUGUAGAUAUUACUGCACUUAUAUGUUCUUCUCAAGAAAUAAGCUGUUGCCUAUUCAGUGUUAUAGAUUUCUUUCUUUUAAAACACAAGGAGCAACUGAGGAAACGGAGACAAGUGUUUUAUUUCUGACAAAUUUUAGGGGAAAAAAAUUGUGUAUGUGUGUUUGGAAUUGUUAAAAUGCCAAGUUUUCUGUACAAGUGUUUUUGUAAUUAAACUUUUAGAUUUUCUGUUUUUUAAA
Molecule: messenger RNA, 3806 nt
Organism: Cynocephalus volans (Philippine flying lemur)
Lineage: Eukaryota; Metazoa; Chordata; Mammalia; Dermoptera; Cynocephalidae
Gene: HMG20A
Product: high mobility group 20A
Exons: 11
Coding region: 288-1331 (347 amino acids)
Biological process (GO): regulation of gene expression
Cellular component (GO): nucleus
Source: RefSeq, a predicted model, not a curated record